Messenger RNA from Heterobasidion irregulare TC 32-1, 891 nucleotides. RefSeq lists its product as uncharacterized. The record is from RefSeq and is a predicted model, not a curated record. NCBI's taxonomy places the organism in Eukaryota, Fungi, Basidiomycota, Agaricomycetes, Russulales, Bondarzewiaceae. The coding region runs from base 1 to 891 and encodes 296 amino acids. The transcript has 4 exons.
AUGCCAAUAUGUCGAGAACUUAGCAGACUUCCGAAGGCUCCCACCCGUCUCAAGUCUCUCAAUUUCAAACGCACGACUCCAGGAUCGGCGGCACCUUUGAUUACUCCCCACUUUCUCAAAGGACAUGACCAUGAGAUCUUAGACCCUACCCACCCUGCUGCGCGGAUGCCUAUUGGCCCUCGUGUCAAGUUGCUCCCGUUGAUACGCACUCCCACCUUCACAUUGCGUGCCUUCCCAAAACCUUUGUUAUUGAAACCUGAGGUGGCAUAUGAGUACCCAUUCAAACCCAAGACGUUUCAAUCCCUCGGCUCAGAGAAGGAUCAUGGGGCAAAAGUUUCGCGGAAGGCAGAUAUGUCGCUCAUCACAGUGUCGUUCAACAAGAUCAUCCAGCUGUCUGUUUUCAUGCGUAUAAAAAUCAAGCGUCGUGUCAAGACGGCCCUUAUCCUCAUCGCCACGCGCGGUGCGAAAGUACGUACGGAGGCCAAAACAGCCCGAGAGAAGGUUGAGAAAGAGGUCAUGUGUUUCGACGAGAACGAUAUCGGUGCAGAUAAGUGGAUCUUGCAAGGGUGGACAUAUGUUAUCGUGCCCACGAAUGCAAUCUUUCUCUAUCCUUGGACCAAGUUGAUUAAAGACCUGCGUGACGCUCUCAACUCCGUCAACCGUCAGGCUCAAGCUCUAGAUGGGAAAUGGGAGAAGCUCUUACCGAAGGUCACGCAGGGUUCAAUACCAGAAAGGACAUCUACCUUAUCAACUGGCGCCAGUGAAAUACUGGUCUCACCAGCACUGCAUCAGCAGUCUUCAACAGACGUUUCAUCGUCAGUCACAAUUCUGCACCUCGUCCUCGUGGCCUCCCCCUUGGCGAAGUGGAGCAAGGUUCAAAAGCUACUUUGA